Messenger RNA from Triplophysa dalaica, 1879 nucleotides. RefSeq names its product myelin expression factor 2 (gene myef2). The transcript has 17 exons. Gene Ontology annotation, biological process: regulation of mRNA stability involved in response to oxidative stress. Lineage: Eukaryota; Metazoa; Chordata; Actinopteri; Cypriniformes; Nemacheilidae. The record is from RefSeq and is a predicted model, not a curated record. Gene Ontology annotation, cellular component: nucleus; post-mRNA release spliceosomal complex; cytoplasm. Bases 20 to 1702 code for a protein of 560 amino acids. Gene Ontology annotation, molecular function: mRNA binding.
GUGACCAGGAGCAGCAGUGAUGGCGGACGCGGAGUUGGCGCUUGAUCUGACUGAAGACCGUAAACACGAGGAUACGGAGGAUACACCGGUCGGUGAAGGAGACGAGGAGCCGCAGCAGACGCAGGACAACACGAAUGGAGUCAAAACGGAAGUUGAAGAGGCGCCCAAAGAGAAAGAUGAGCCAAAAGAGAAGAGCUCAGGGGGCCGAAAGUCCAGCCGCUUCCAUCCCUAUAAAGACAGACAGGGCGGUCCUGGAGAGAAGAAGAGCGCCCAGAAGAACCACCGAGUGUUCGUCAGCAAUAUCCCGUAUGACAUGAAGUGGCAGGCAAUAAAAGAUCUAAUGCGUGAGAAAGUUGGUGAGGUAACAUACGUGGAGCUCUUUAAGGAUGCUGAAGGAAAGUCAAGGGGUUGUGGUGUGGUGGAGUUCAAAGAUGAAGAGUUUGUGAAGAAGGCCAUUGAAGUCAUGAACAAACACAAUCUGAACGGACGGCCGCUGAACAUUAAAGAGGAUCCUGAUGGUGAACAUGCUCGCCGUGUUCUGCAGAGAUCCGCUGGGAAGUUCAGUGGGGUCAGGGGGCAGGAGACCGGUCCUGGGGGAAUGAAUGUGCCCCCCUCUAUCGCCAACAACCCCAACGUUCCCCCUGAGAUCAUCAGCGCGCUGCAGGCCGGACGUCUGGGAACUACAGUGUUUGUGGCGAAUCUGGACUUUAAGGUGGGCUGGAAGAAAUUGAAGGAGGUGUUUGGCAUGGCCGGAACGGUGCGGAGGGCAGACGUGAAGGAGGACAAAGAUGGCAGGAGUCGAGGGAUGGGGACCGUCACUUUUGAGCAGUCUCUGGAGGCCGUACAGGCCAUCUCCAUGUUCAACGGUCAGAUGUUGUUUGACAGACAGAUGCAUGUGAAGAUGGAUGAUAAAUGUCUUCCUCCAGAUGAUUUCCGUCCGGCAGAGAAACAGUCACAGUUGCCCAGAGGUCUGGGUGGCAUUGGUUUGGGUUUGGGUCCCGGCGGGCAGCCAAUAAAUGCCAACCGUCUCAGUGGAGGAGUCGGCGGCUCCAUGGGACCUGAAGGGAUGGACGGGCCGGCUUAUGGAGGGAUGAACUGUAUGACAGGAAUGGGUGGAGGUUUUUCAGGGAUGGACUGCGGGGGUGGAAUGGGAGGAUUUGGCAGAGACAUGGGACCCAUGAGCCGCAUGGGAGAUAUGUAUGGUUCAGGAAUGGACAGAGACUUCGGCAGGAGUGAUCUGGGAAUGAACCGCCCGUUUGGAGCUCUGGGUGGAGGUUAUGGUCGCAUGGGGCCUAUGAGCUCUGGAUUAGGUGGUGGAAUGGGAAAUAUGGGAAUGGACCGUAUGAACACUGGAUUUGAUCGGAUGGUAGGAAAUAUGGACAUGGCCCGUGGCUUUGGCCAGUAUGGAGGUGGCUUAGGUCCCAUGGGUGGAAUGAUUGACAGGGGGGCGGGGUCUAAGGCAGGAUGCCAGAUCUUUGUGAGAAACCUCUCAUAUGAUCUCAGCUGGCAGAAAUUAAAGGAACACUUCAGUCAUUGUGGCCAGGUGAUGUAUGCAGAAAUAAAGAUGGAGAACGGCAAAUCUAAAGGAUGUGGAACAGUCCGAUUUGACUCUCCAGAGAGCGCUGGGAAAGCCUGUCGAAUGAUGAACGGAACCAAGAUCAACGGACGAGAGGUUGAUGUUCGUAUUGACCGCAACGCUUGAGCACACCCACUUACUGACCACCACUUUUGUUUUGUUUUAAAAACAAACAUCAUGACUUUCAUAACUCCAGUACACCAGCUGAUUUCACUCUGUGUUUGUGACUCUUUUGUUUUGUAAACCCUUUUUAAUUAGUCUCUUUAAAUGACAUUUUUAAGAAUUAAAGUUGGGUGUAAAUCA